UUAGCUUCAGCUCAAUCUGCUUAGAGAUUUUUUUUUUCCUCUCAGAUUUUCUUUGAUGUAAAACUGCAUUUUGACUGAAAGCUGUCUUAACCAGCAGCUGUUUCAGCACCUGGAGUAUAAUUUUUUACUUACCUUUUGAAUCAACACCCUUUGACAUCGAGGAUCAAAAUUAAUUAACAAGAUUGAAAAUAUGGAUAAUAUUACUGCAGAAGAUUAUGUCACCUGGGCAGCCAACGAUUCCGAUGAGCUCUGCAGCCUCAACCCUACGCCUGCAGAGACAAUCUCCCAAACCAGCAUCCACUCCGUCAUCUGCGCCCUCGGCCUGAUCGGCAACGUUCUGGUGAUGAUCACUUAUGGUUUCUACAAGAAGACCAAGACCAUGACAGAUGUUUAUUUGUUCAACGUGGCUGUGGCAGACCUGAUCUUUGUGGUGGCUUUGCCUUUAAUUGCAUAUAAUGAGCAGUACGAGUGGCCCAUGGGUUCUGUGGCUUGUAAGAUGCUUCGCUCAGCCUACAGCAUCAACCUGUAUAGCGGCAUGCUGCUCCUCGCCUGCAUUAGUGGGGAUCGAUACAUCGCCAUCGUGAAGGCCAGGCGCUCCUUCGGCUCUCGAUCCCAUGCUGUCACAUACAGUCGCCUGAUCUGCUCAGUAGUUUGGGUGUUUGCACUGGUUUUAACUCUACCUACAGUUAUCUACACUGAGCUCUUUGAAGAAGAGGAUCUGAUGCAGCAGACCUCCACUGUGACAUGUACCCUGUCUUUCAAAGACACAAAGACAGCAAGGCUAAUGAAGGUGAUGGUGCCAAGCCUGCAGAUGGGGGUUGGUUUCCUUUUGCCUCUGUUGGUGAUGGUUUUUUGCUACUCAUGCAUCUUGUGCACCUUACUGAGAGCCAAGAACAACCAGAGGCACAAGGCCAUCCGGGUGAUAUGGGCAGUGGUUGCAGUCUUCAUCGUGUGCCAUCUUCCCUACAACGUGGUCCUCCUGAUCCACACUAUGUCCCUUUUUACUGAGAGAAGCUGCGAGGCGGAAAAAACCAAACUCAUGAUUUUGGCCACUUUCAGGAGCAUAGCCUACCUCCACUGCUGCCUCAAUCCCAUCCUGUAUGCGUUUAUUGGAGUGAAGUUCAGGAGCCAUUUCCAGAAAAUACUGUCUGACCUUUGGUGCUUUAGUAAAAUGUACCUCUACUCUGCUCGCUCGUCACGUGGGACUUCGGAAAUGUCCAAUUCAGGCCUGAAAGCCUCAGACGGUUCCAACAUGUCAUCCUUCAGUGCUUGAUAGCCACAGAGUCCUCUAGUGACCUCUCAUUUGUCCAGUACAUUUAUUUUAUUGUACCCCCAAAUGUGUUGGUUUGAAAGUUAAUUAAAUGCAGGUUAUCCUAAAAAGAUAUUACCUGUUUAAAUUAGUCCAUCCCUAGCUUCAUGAAGGAGCUUUGCUGAUCAUAUAUAAAUCCAUACCAGCAAAACCACCUAAGCCCCUUAAGUAGAUCUUAGUGGGGUAUCACUUGGAUAUUAAGAUACCAAUUGUACAUAAUUGAAACUUUUUAAGGACAGAAUGCAAUAUUAUUAAGUGUUAAUAUUCAUAAUUUUACAUUAACCAUUUUAAGGUUUGUUCCUAUUUCCCACUGAACACAUUAAUGUUGUAACAAUAAUGGCCUUUUUGUUAGGAUCCGGACUGGCACAAUCUGCCCUAUCAGUUGUAACUCCUAUGCCUCUAAACAUGAGUAACCUAUUGAAAUAUAU
Messenger RNA from Cyprinodon variegatus (sheepshead minnow), 1737 nucleotides. RefSeq names its product C-C chemokine receptor type 6-like (gene ccr6b). The record is from RefSeq and is a predicted model, not a curated record. NCBI's taxonomy places the organism in Eukaryota, Metazoa, Chordata, Actinopteri, Cyprinodontiformes, Cyprinodontidae. Gene Ontology annotation, cellular component: membrane. Gene Ontology annotation, biological process: immune response; G protein-coupled receptor signaling pathway. Bases 191 to 1273 code for a protein of 360 amino acids. The transcript has 2 exons. Gene Ontology annotation, molecular function: G protein-coupled receptor activity.